GUUUUGGAGUCAAUUACAUUGACGUGUUAUAUAUAUUUUAUCAAUUUAUGUACCUAUUACAUAAAAUAAACAAGAAAAUUUAUUAAAAAACGAUUCGAAAUGUAAAUCGGAGUUAUUAAAAUAGAAACUUAUAUUUAAUUUUGAAUUCUAUAUUAAGAUAAAGUGUUAUAUUUACAUAUUUUUGAGUAAAAUGGAUAACGAGUACACUUUAAAUAAUUGUGUUGUCAAAGAAGAAGUUGAUUUAACAUUAGAAGAGGAAAGAGAAGAUGAAGAUGAAGAAGAAGAAGAAGAAGAAGAGGAAGAAGAUACAAAUUGUUUAGUGAAGAAUUAUGACCAAAAUGAAAAUAAUGUCAUACACAAUCAAGCUGAAUUUAUCCAAUUUGAUGAUAGUAAAUCUAAAUCGAUUGUGAAAUUUUCCACUAAUUCAUUGUAUCGUUCUAUAAAACCUGGAUGUCAGAGUGAACACUGUAAAUUAAAAUGUCGCGAUAUUUCUCAAUAUGAUAAACAAGCAAUUUUUCAACAUUUUUGGUAUACAUUAAAUCUUGAUGAAAAAUUGGAAUUCAUUUCAUGUCACAUUGGUAUUUGUGCAGGCGUAAAACGAUCACGAAGAAAUUAUUUUUUUAAACUUAAUAAAAGAUUGAAAAAAGUUUGUUAUAAAACAUUUUUAGGAACAUUAGAUAUAAACAAGUCAUGGAUUUUAAAUUCAUUAAAGAAAUUUCAACGCACACCUAAUGAUACAAUGAGUCAUUUUAUGUCAACAAUUUGUAAAGAAGGGAAAUUAAAAGUCGAAAAUAAUGAGAUUGAAAAUUCUCCACAACAAAAAGAAGAUAUUGUAUUGGAUAGUUCAAAAAUUCAACAAACAAAAGAAUUACCUUUGGGAUUAAUUAAAGUAAAAAAUACCAGUGAAUUGCAAUCGCAUAAUUCUAAGGAAAAUGAUAAUUAUGAAUUUGAAACAAUAUUUUUAAAUAGCGAUGCAAAUUCUGCUUCUCAAAAUUUUAAAACGAAGACAAUUGAGGGAAUGGAUGAAAGUACAACAAAUGAAAUUAAAGAGAUUAAAUGUGAAAAUAUCGAAGAAUUAAAUGACGAUGAUAAAAAUUCUAAUGUUAAUAGUGUAAAUAUUUCCAAAAUUUUAUUGAACGAUUCUACAACAUCUAGAGAACCAUGUCGUUCAUGUAAAGCAUGUUUUUUUCCACAAGAACAAAAGAAAUAUGUAUCACAACAUUUAUGGAAAAUAAAAUCCUAUUUUGGAAAAAUUCAAUAUUUGUCAAAUCAUAUUAAAGCUAUAAAAUCAGAACAAGAGAAAUUUACUUAUGAAUUCUUUCUCGAAUUUGAUUCAUCACAGUCUAUUAAAGUAUGUGUAUAUGGAUUUCAAAAUAUUUUAUCUGUUUGCGAUGAUUGGAUAGUUGCUGCAAUAAAAAAAGUACAUGAAUAUUGUUCUAAACAAAUAUCUGAAAAUGAAAAUGUUUCAAACAAGAUAUUAAAUGAUUUUGAUAAAAAAUUAACACACUUUUGGAAAAAAGCAAAAAUAUUAAAGGACAUCUUUUACACAAGGACGAAAAAUCAAAUGGAACAAUAUAAUGAUAAUCUAUUAUGUGAUGAACAAUGUGAAUUAUUUUGUCAAAUAACAAAAAAUCAAUGGACAGAAAUUUCCAAUGAAUUUUGGAAUAUUAAAACAGUUGAAGAAUUACGUAAAUACAUUUUAAAUCAUGUUCAAUUUUUCUCAUUGACAAAUAAGCCAUGUCGAAAAUAUUUUCUAAAAAUUGAUGGUAAAUUGAAAAAAGUUUGCAAAUCAUUUUUCCUUGAGUCAUUAUCAAUUAAAAAUGAAAUAAUUGAAUUGAUUGGCGCGGAAAAUAAUGCAAUAAUUAUCAAUUCAAUUGAUAAUGAACCUAUUUCAAAUCAAUCAAAAAUAAAAUUGAACACUGAGGGAAAUUGUUUGAUUGGUCGAAAAGUGAGAAUUCCGUGUGAUGCAUUUUAUCAUAAUAAUUGUCGUAAAAUUUUAGAAGAGGAGAGACAGAGAAUGUUUCAUAAAUUUUGGUUUUUAAAUGACGAUAUGGAAAGGUAUAAUUACAUUGCAAAAUAUGUGCAAAUUAUAUCAAAUGACAGUAAUUCAAAUUGUCAUUUGUAUUAUUUUUUGGAAAUUAAUGAAAUACGUGAAAAAGUUUGUCAAAUAAUGUUUGAGGCAACAUUUGACAUUAAUGAUAAAUGGAUUAAAACAGCCCUUCAAACAUUGGGUCUUAUACCACAAGAUUUUGAGAAAAAAACAAUAAAUUUCACUCUUAAGCGAUCGUUAUCUCGGAAUUUAAUUUUGAAAAAAAUUAAAAAAAUCGCUAAUUCGAAUUCUAGGGAGGCAACUGAGACAGAAGGAGAUGAUCCAGAGAUUAUUGACAUUUCGAAUGAUUCAAUUGACAAUUAUUCAAGAUUUGAAAUAGCAAUGGUAAAAGAAGAACCAAAAGAAACACAGUCAAUGGAAUUAGUGAAAAUAAAAGCAGAAGAACAAAUAGAAAUUGAAACAGUAAAACGAAUAAAAAUAGAAACAACAGAAUCUUUAGAAAUGAAUGUAGAAGAAAUAUUAGAAACGAAAAAAUUAAAAGAAGAGAUAAUAGAAGUAAAUUCAGAUGAUGAGGAAAUAAUGGGAAAUGAAUCUGAAAUUGAUUUAGAAGAAUUAGUGGAAAUGGAAGAAGAAGAUGAAGAAAUAAUACAAAUUAAUUCAGAAGGAGAGGAAAUUUUAAAUGAAUUUCAAGUUGAUUUUAAAAAUAUGAAAAAAGAAAUAAGAAAAUUUCCUUUGUCACGAAAGAAAAGAGGAAAAUUUUGUAAUAAUAAAUGCGAAAACGAAUGUUAUCUUACGAAUGAUAUUUGUGAUGAUAUUUUUAAUUAUUUCUGGAAUAUAGGGAGUCGUUAUCAUAAAUUUGAAUUUAUUUCAAGACACGUGGAUGUUGAUCCCGUUAUAAAUCGUGUUAAAAAAAUAAUGACAAUGAAUAUAAAUUGUUUUUUGGAAAUUAAUAGUAAACGUAUUAUGGUUUGUCAAGAAACAUUCAUAUCCAUUUUAGGUAUUAAUAAAGAAUGGAUACACAAUGUAUUGAAUUAUUUUGGUAGAAAUUUGUAUGACAGUUCAAUGAAUGAGAAACAAAGAUUAAAAUCAUUAAAUUCAAAAGACAUUUCAAAAAGUAAUAUUGACAGUGUUGUUGCAUUUGAAGCUGGAUUACCAUAUUUGACUAGUAAAGGUACAAGUUUACCUGGACGAAAAUUAAGAAAAGCUUGUAAUAAUAAAUGUGAAUUUAAAUGUAAAGAAUUUUCUCAUCGACAGAGAGAAGAAAUUUUUCAUAAUUUUUGGAAUAUAUCAUGUCGUCGUAAAAAAUACGACUAUCUUUGGAAUCAUAUAAAGAAAAUAAGUUUUGAAAAUACAAAAAAUGUUUACAAUGGGCGACAAUUUUUUUUCGAAAUAAAUGGUGAAAUAAAAGAAGUGUGCCCGACAAUGUUUACAGGAACAUUGGACAUUGAUAUUGUUUGGGUGGAAAAAUUGGAUCAAUUGAGGAAGUCUGUUACGUAUUAAAUUUUGUGAUUUUAAAUUACUUUAAAGGUGGAACAUUUUUUUUUGUUAAUAUUCAUUUGAGGAUUAUGUGAUUUAUAUUUAAUGUAAUUUUUUUUCUAAUAAUAUAAUAAUUACAGGAUAAUUUUAUUUACAAGUUUUAAAAAUAAUUUUUAUUUAUUUUUUUUUUUUUGUAAAGAGUGUAAAUAUUACAAUGACUUCAUUCUAACGAGUUGAAAAAGUCAGUAAGCGUGUCAAUUGUGGUAAAUUAAAUUCACAGACGGAGUUUAUUAUGUAAGAUUUAAAAAUGUGCAUACCGGCAAAUUGAUGACUGUUAGGUAUACUUUAUAUUGUGAAUUAUUUUCUCGCGCUAUGUUUCUUUUCAAUGAGGGCGUUGGCGUUUCUCAUAAUAAAUGUUAUUGACAUUAAAUUUCA
This is a messenger RNA of Leptopilina boulardi, 3961 nucleotides long. RefSeq names its product repetitive organellar protein-like. The transcript has 7 exons. Bases 191 to 3550 code for a protein of 1119 amino acids. The record is from RefSeq and is a predicted model, not a curated record. Lineage: Eukaryota; Metazoa; Arthropoda; Insecta; Hymenoptera; Figitidae.